UAUCAUGGCUGAAAAAGACACUGAGAAAAACCAGACUGAAAAACUCCUAAAAAGAGUACAAGAACUGGAGAAGGAAGUACAAAGACUAAAAAAGGAACAGGCCAACAAAAAGGAUUCAAACAAAAGAGAAAAUUCUUUAGGAAAUGUAAAAAGUAAGCGGGCAUUUGACUUCAGUAUUCAUGGCCGAAGGCAUGUAGCUCUUAAGAUAGCCUACCUCGGCUGGAGCUACCAGGGUUUUGCAAGUCAGGAAAACACCAACAAUACCAUCGAAGAGAAGCUGUUUGAGGCGCUAACCAAGACUCGAUUAGUAGAAAGUAGACAGACAUCCAAUUAUCAUCGGUGUGGUCGAACAGACAAAGGAGUGAGUGCUUUUGGACAGGUGAUUUCUCUAGACCUUCGAUCCCAUUUUCCAAAGGACAAAGUUUCCGAGAGUUUUAAUUUAGACACAGUCGAUGAUACUGCUGAAGAGAUACGUUAUACACAUAUUCUCAAUCGAGUGCUCCCUCCAGACAUUCGUAUAUUGGCCUGGGCCCCGGUAGAACCUACCUUCAGUGCUAGGUUCAGCUGCCUUGAGCGGACGUAUCGCUAUUUUUUCCCUCGUGCUGAUUUAGAUCUAAUAACCAUGAAUGAUGCCGCUCAAAAGUUUGUUGGUACACAUGAUUUCAGGAAUUUGUGUAAAAUGGAUGUGGCCAAUGGGGUAGUUAAUUUUCAGAGGACUGUUUUGUCUGCUCAAGUACAGCCAGUGGGCCAGAGCCUGGGUGAAGAGAGAUGGCAAGCAUCUUUCCAGUUAUGUCAGUUUGAAGUGACUGGCCAUGCAUUCCUUUAUCAUCAAGUCCGCUGUAUGAUGGCUAUCCUAUUUUUGAUUGGCCAGGGAAUGGAGAAACCAGACAUUAUUGAUGAGCUGCUGAACAUAGAGAAAAAUUCCCAGAAACCACAAUACAGUAUGGCUGUAGAAUUUCCUCUAGUCUUAUAUGACUGUAAGUUUGAAAAUGUCAAAUGGAUUUAUGACUGGGAGGUUCAAGAAUUCAAUGUUACCCACCUACAACAACUAUGGGCUAACCAUGCUGUUAAAACUCACAUGUUGUACAGUAUGCUACAAGGAUUGGACUCUGUGGCAGUAAAACCCUGUGAAACAGGACCAAAGAUGGAUGGAAUAAUAGAGUGGAGAAAUGUUAAGCCCUCUGUCAUAAAGCAGACCAGUGCCUUUAUAGAAGGAGUGAAAAUGCGCACAUAUAAACCUUUAAUGAAUCGUCCUAAAUGCCAAGGAUUGGAAUCUCGCAUCCAGCAUUUUGUACGUAGGGGACGAAUCCAGAACCCACACUUAACCCAUGAAGAAGAAACAAAAGUGAAAAGGGACUGCAAGGAAACAUUAGAAGAAAGUAAUAUUUUUGAGAAACCGACAAAAAAAAUCUGUGUUGAUGCAGAAAUUAAAAGCAUCAUCUAA
This is a messenger RNA of Elephantulus edwardii (Cape elephant shrew), 1444 nucleotides long. RefSeq names its product tRNA pseudouridine(38/39) synthase-like. Lineage: Eukaryota; Metazoa; Chordata; Mammalia; Macroscelidea; Macroscelididae. The transcript is spliced from 4 exons. Gene Ontology annotation, cellular component: nucleus; cytoplasm. The coding region runs from base 5 to 1444 and encodes 479 amino acids. The record is from RefSeq and is a predicted model, not a curated record. Gene Ontology annotation, biological process: tRNA pseudouridine synthesis; mRNA pseudouridine synthesis. Gene Ontology annotation, molecular function: RNA binding; pseudouridine synthase activity.